GUAGAGGGAGAGAGGAAGGAGGAGGAGAAGGCAGGAGAGGGACUCGCAGAGCGAUUUGAAGAGGCGGAAAGUGAGCACAGCAACGGCGUGAGACCACGGCGAUCAAGCUAAAUGUCCCCGGACUUAAUGACUGUGGAGCUGAUUGUUUGGAACGGCCGCCGUGUCGCAGGGCUUGGAACGAUGAUCAGAGCCUGAGAGAGCGACUGAAGAGCCAAGAGAGACAGCCUGACUCAGGAGGGGGGACUCCAGGGAGACGGGGGAGACGAGCUCUGUUCUUGACUCGCUGCUCUUUAAUGUGUGUGGGUUUUUCUUCUUAACACACAUUUUACUUUAUUUCCAUGUCUCUAGUGUCUGUGACGUUUUCCGCUGCUGUGUGUUCUGGCUCCUUGUCUCACUUUCCCCGAUCCUGUCCCCCUCCCUCUCGCUCUCGCUCUCCUCCUUGGGCUUCAGCCCGGUCCGUCUAAUCCGCUCUGGUCCGCUGUCUCCGCGGAGGACUGUGGAGUCACUCACAGCCAGGGAACAACCUUGCUCGGAGCACUAUCGCAAGGGGGCUGACUACCCUGCCGACUGGGGAGGUUUUUGAGUUAUCUGAGGACGAGUGUGAAGAACGGAUAGUAAGGAGAGAGAGAGACCGACUAAUGAGCAGGCAAGGGUGAAAUCAGUGCCAAAAAAAGAAACCAACGCCAGAAUCAGAGACUUUGUUUCCCGCCCACCGGCGAGUCUGUGCCAGUUCUCAAGACGCCUGCGAUUUGAGGGGAACCACGAGGCAGACAACGGGCAUCCUGUAGUGGAUUACAGCAUUGGGGAUUCUGGUUACCCUGGAGCCACAUGUGGAGCCCAGCCCCUGAGGCCUGGCAUGGAAACGAGGCCCUGUCGGCAGCUAUAGGAGUGCUGUGGGCAGCCAUGGCCAUGGACGGCCUCUGCCUCAAGCGGGGUUCCCCUGCCGCAGUGAUCAGGAAGGACCGCCGGCCACGUCCGGCCAAGCCCAGCCUGGCCCAGAUAACCUCCACCCUGCUGUCCAGGACACGCCUGCACGGCCUCCGGCACGUGUGCGUCCCGGGGGGGUCGAUGGGCCGCCGGGCCUUCUGGAUGCUGGCCAUGUGCACCUCCAUGGGCCUGCUGCUGUCCUGGUCCUCCAACCGCCUGCUGCACUGGCUGUCCUUCCCCACCCACACCCGCAUGCACACGGAGUGGGCCAAGGAGCUGGCCUUCCCCACGGUCACCAUCUGCAACAACAACCCCAUCCGGCUCUACAAGCUCACCAAGAGCGACCUGUACUUUGCGGGCCACUGGCUGGGUCUGCUGCUGGCCAACCGGACAGUGAGGCCCAUGAUCCUGGACCUGCUCCAGGAGGACCGACAGUCGUGGUUUAAGAAGCUCUCGGACUUCAGGCUGUUUCUACCGCCCAGGAACUUUGAAGGCACCAACUUGGAGUUUAUGGAUCGCCUGAGCCACCAGCUCGACGAGAUGCUGCUCUCCUGCAAGUACCGAGGGGAGUCCUGCGGCGCACACAACUUCACCUCCGUGUUCACCAGGUAUGGGAAGUGCUACAUGUUCAACGCGGUGGAGGAGGGGAAGAGCCUCCGGACCACCAUGAAGGGGGGCACGGGGAACGGCCUGGAGAUCAUGCUGGACAUCCAGCAGGACGAGUACCUACCGGUGUGGGGGGACACAGAGGACACGGCGUUCGAGGCGGGCGUGCGGGUGCAGAUCCACAGCCAGGCGGAGCCGCCGUUCAUCCACGAGCUGGGCUUCGGCGUGGCCCCGGGCUUCCAGACCUUCGUGGCCACUCAGGAGCAGAGGCUGACCUACUUGCCUCCCCCGUGGGGAGAGUGUGAAUCCAAGGCCCUGGAGUCGGGCUACUUCCCGGCGUACAGCGUCACCGCCUGCAGGAUCGACUGCGAGACCCGCUACAUCGUGGAGAACUGCAACUGCAGGAUGGUCCACAUGCCAGGAGACGCCAGUUACUGCACACCGGAGCAGUAUAAAGACUGCGCUGAACCGGCCCUCGCCAAGCUGUCUGCGUCAGAGAGCGGUAACUGCAUGUGUCGGACGCCGUGCAACAUGACGCGCUACAACAAGGAGCUGUCCAUGGUGAAGAUCCCCAGCAAGACCUCCGCCCGCUACCUGGAGAAGAGGUUCAACAAGUCUGAGAAGUACAUCACGGACAACAUCCUGGUUCUGGACGUGUUCUUCGAGGCUCUGAACUACGAGACCAUCGAGCAGAAGAAGGCUUAUGAGGUCGCUGGCUUACUAGGGGACAUCGGGGGUCAGAUGGGGCUGUUCAUCGGCGCCAGCAUCCUCACCAUCCUGGAGCUCUUCGACUACGCUUACGAGGUGCUGAAGGACAGGCUAAUGGACUUGCUGGGCAGCGAUGAGGAGGACGAGAAUCAUGCAGAAGAUGUGAGUUCCUGUGACCCCCUACCGAACCACUCGGAGUCCAUCAGCCACACGGUGAGCGUGCCCCUGCAGACCACCCUGGCCACCCUGGAGGAGAUCGCCUGCUGAGGGGUCGCGA
Molecule: messenger RNA, 2518 nt
Organism: Gadus chalcogrammus (walleye pollock)
Lineage: Eukaryota; Metazoa; Chordata; Actinopteri; Gadiformes; Gadidae
Gene: asic2
Product: acid-sensing (proton-gated) ion channel 2
Exons: 10
Coding region: 829-2508 (559 amino acids)
Biological process (GO): sodium ion transmembrane transport
Cellular component (GO): membrane
Molecular function (GO): ligand-gated sodium channel activity
Source: RefSeq, a predicted model, not a curated record